Anguilla rostrata (American eel) is the source of this 4517-nucleotide messenger RNA. RefSeq names its product TAF5-like RNA polymerase II, p300/CBP-associated factor (PCAF)-associated factor (gene taf5l). The record is from RefSeq and is a predicted model, not a curated record. Gene Ontology annotation, molecular function: transcription coactivator activity; protein binding. Lineage: Eukaryota; Metazoa; Chordata; Actinopteri; Anguilliformes; Anguillidae. Gene Ontology annotation, cellular component: histone acetyltransferase complex; nuclear protein-containing complex. The coding region runs from base 1167 to 2978 and encodes 603 amino acids. The transcript is spliced from 5 exons. Gene Ontology annotation, biological process: regulation of DNA-templated transcription.
UAAGUUAUUUUGUUUCUGAAAGUUAACAAAGAGACUAUACUUUUUUGUAUGAGCACAAAAUCAAAAAUCAAAACACGUUUCAACAUAAACAAGUUACUCACGCCAAGCUCCGUCUAUUAAUUAAUCAUUAAAACUUGCGAAAUCUAGGCCUGCCUUUGAAAGUAUUUGAUACCAAACUGAGGGCAAUUUACAACACACAGUAUUGGCUGUCUUAGCGCACACAAAUUAAACGAGCUUUAUCCCAAAGCAGUGCUACCCAAUGUUUCCUAAAUUAUUUUAUGUAACAUGGCCCUGUGUUUUUUCAUUUUAUCAUCUGAGAAAAUGUCAAAAGUCUAUCAUUUAUUGUGCAAAUAAUCUGCAAUUCUGCUUUGUCGCACCCAAAAAUGUGUAAAAUGACUAUAGUAUAUGUUUGCAUCCACAAUUGUCUGCAUCCAGUGCAUUAGGUAUAUGAAAAGCACAUCAUGAAUGAAAUGAAUUAUUGUUAGUAUGUUUACAACUAAGUUUAAACAUAUUGAUUCUUUAAUGUAAGUUUGUCUCAGCUGUUUAAAGCAUUCAUUUAAAUGAUGUCUUCCAUGAGACCAUUUUUUGUUAUUUGACACUUUGAUGUGACACAAAUGUUGAAUGACCAGAUUCUCUUCACACGGUAAAAUGGAAAAAACACAGGGCCAAGUUACUUAAAAUAAUUUUGGAGACAUAGGGUGGCAUUGCUUUGGAAUUGAGCUUGUUUGAUUUGUGUGAGCUAAGAUAGACAAUAUUGUUUGUUGAAACUUGGCCUCAUUUUGAAAUCAGAACUUUUGUUGAUGUGCCUAAAUUUUGCAAGUUUUUAUUAAUGACUUGUAGCCAGUCAUGUAUUUGUUGCCUUCAUCAUGAGGGAUCAGCAAUCAAUACUCCUAGAGCUGAUUUUUUGACUAUUAAAUAUAAUUGUAUAUUAUAUAUGCAUAUGAAUGAAAAAAGGAAAAACAGCAUGUCACCACAGGGUGCUGAUCUGACAAGAUACAAAUAACGUGAACCGCACACUUGGAGUAAAAGGAGAUUGUAUGGCAUUAAAGACCUGUAUUGUUUAAUGGCUUAGGAUGCAAACGGCGUGUUUUGAUCAUCGCAAAAAUGAGGCCGAUGCAUGCUAAGUUUUUAGAUCUCACUAUUGAGCAGUAGACCAGUAGCCUGCAAUGAAGAGGGUGCGGACUGAGCAGAUCCAGUAUACAGUGGCUCAGUACCUGAAAAGGCGGCAGUAUGUGGACACUGAAAGUUCCCUGAAGGGGGCCAAGCUUUCCCAGUCUGCCGAGGAGAUGGCAGCUAACCUCACAGUUCAGACGGAGUCUGGCUGUGCCAACGUGGUCUCUGCAGCUCCGUGUCAGGCAGACCCGCAGCAGUACGAAAUGCAGUUUGCCAGACUGCGCAACUUCCUGUCCGAAGCGGAGGUGCCGUGGAGCCGGGAGGUGAGCGGCGUGCUGUACCCGCUGUUCGUCUACCUGCACCUGGACAUGGCGCGCUGCGGACUGAAGAGCGCGGUGGACAGCUUCUACGGCCGCUUCCACGGGCUCUUCCUGCAGGACGCCGAGCAGCGGGACACGGUGGAGCAGCUGCGCCACGUCCUGUCCUCGCCGGACGUCUCGUCCAACGCCAAGCUCUGCGCCUUCCUGGACCACAAGUACGUGGUGCGCCUGAGCGACCCGGCCUACAGCUACCUCCUGCGCUACCUCCAGAGCGCCGACAACGCCGCCCUCUGCCGGGUGCUCAGCGCCCACGUGCAGGUGGAAGUGACGGCCGUCCGGCGGACUGACUACCAGCUGUACGGGCCGGGCGCCUGGGGCUCCUCGUCGUCCUGCGGCCCCGCGUCCUCCCAGAGGGGGGCGGACCCCGGAGAGGGCCUCCUGGACCCGGGCGGCGCGGCGCCGGGCCUCCCGCCGAACGAGGCGGCGGCCGAGGCGCUGCAAGACUGCAUCAAGCGGGUGAAGGACGGCCCGCCCUCGCUCACUACCGUCUGCUUCUACGCCUUCCAUCACACCGACCAGCUGCUGAAUGCGGCCGAGAUCUCGGCUGACAGCAAGCUCCUGGCCGCCGGCUUCGACAACUCGGCGGUGAAGCUGUGGAGCCUGCGGGCGCGCAAGCUCAAGGCGGAGCCGCACCGCGUGGACGUGUCGCGCAUCCGCCUGGCCUGUGACGUUUUGGACGAGGAGGCUGACGACGAGGACAGCGCCGGCAGCGAGAUGAAGAUCCUGCGGGGCCACUGCGGACCGGUCUACCGCACCACCUUCCUGACGGACUGCUCGGGUCUCCUCUCCUGCUCGGAGGACACCACCAUCCGCUACUGGAACCUGGGCAGCUUCACCAACACUGUGCUCUACCAGGGCCACGCCUACCCGGUGUGGGACGUAGACAUCAGCCCCUGCAGCCUGUACUUUGCGAGCGGGUCCCACGACCGGACGGCGCGCCUCUGGACCUUCGCCCGGACGUACCCGCUGCGCCUGUAUGCCGGCCACCUGGCCGACGUGGACUGCGUCAAGUUCCACCCCAACUCGAACUACCUGGCGACCGGCUCGGCCGACAAGACCGUGCGACUGUGGAGCACCCAGCAGGGGAGCUCGGUGCGCCUCUUCACGGGCCACCGGGGCCCCGUCCUGGCCUUGGCCUUCUCCCCCAACGGCAAGUACCUGGCGUCGGCCAGCGAGGACCAGCGACUGAAACUCUGGGACCUGGCCUCGGGGUCCCUGUUCAAGGACCUGCGAGGCCACACGGACACCGUCACUGGCCUGUCCUUCAGCCCCGACAGCAGCCUGGUGGCCUCCUCCUCCAUGGACAACUCCGUACGGGUGUGGGACAUCCGCAACUCCCACGGGGGGAGCGCCCCCACGGAUGGCUCCUCCAGCGAGCUGGUGGGCCUGUACACCGGCAGCACCAGCAACAUCCUGAGCGUUCAGUUCAUGGCGUGCAACCUGCUCCUGGUGACAGGCACCGCCCAGGAGAAACAGGAGCAUUAGGGCUGUGUUUUUGUGGGCUUCCUGGGGUGUGGGGGUGGAUGGGAGGAUCCCUGCGGUCAGGUAGGGCAGAAACCUUCCUCUGCACUCUGUGUCACAGCUAGUGGUCCGACCUGGUGGUCAUAUUUCAAGGUUAACCUGAUGGCAAGUCACAUCCAUGUGGUAACUUGAACUUCAUCACUCGCUCAGUCACAGACAUUCGCGUUUAUAGGGCUGGCCCCACUGUUGCGGUCCAGCCAAAUAUAGUAUGCUUUGUUAAUAACAUGACUUCAAGAGAAAAUGUAAUUAUCAUGAUUAAAAGAAUUUAAGUGAAGAUCCUAGAGAUAAAAGGUUUAUUUAACAGUCACAGAAAUAGCUUUUUCAUAAUGGUCGCAUCACUCCCUGUUGAACAUUAGUGACGGUGGUCUUGAAGUGGACAGCCUGUAAAAACACUGGCAGGUCUUGUGACCUCGGGAAAUGCCUAGAAUAACCAGGAAGGCCGACACCAAGGGCAGAUCAGCCAGGCCAUUUGGUGUCAUCUGUGGAAACCUCGCCAGCAGAGCCAUUACAUGAGCCUGACAAAGGGACAGCUACCCCCCAUCCAGCACACACAAACCACAGAGCAAGGUCAUAUUUCCAUUUAAAACUGAAUGAGGUGCCAAGCCUAAGCAUUGUUUGUCUGUUUUAUUAGGGAAUUUUUGGUUGAUUUGGAAGAAUGUUCAAUAUACAAACUAUUUUACCUUGUGGACAUUUGUUUAUUUUUUUUGUUUUGUGUUGACACAUCCCUUGCUUGUGAUUUCAAAAAGAGCUACAAUUUCAGGGGCAUGUCACUAGACUAAUGUAAUAUUGUAGGGUUAUAUGGAAAAUGGGUCUGAAUACAAAUCUUAAACAUGCAUAUAGCACGAUUAAUGAAGCUACACGCCUACAGCUGAAGGGAUAAUUCCCACAAAAACUGAAUGUUGUUCGUUUUCUUACCUAGAGAAAUAUAAUUUGACUCAACGGUGUCAGCUCACUACAUUGUUUUAUUUCAUUUUUUUCAAGAUACUCCAUGAAAAGGGUUUGCAAAUGAGUCUAUGGAUGAGUAAGAUCCAUUGGGUUGGGUGGCAGUCCCAUUUUCAAUUCACUCUAUUCAUAAAAUUAAUUGAAAAUCAAAUCACGCACUGAAAAAUUGCCAUGGAACUUCUUUUCUUCCGAGUCCUUAAUUAAAUUUCAAUUAUUUUUGUGAAUUGACCGAUGUAAAGUAGAAUUAGCCCCCAACCCAGCAGCUUAGGAUUUGAUGUAAAAAUCGAAUUAAAAAUUAAAAUGACAACAAAAAAAAUGUUCUUGGAGAUUUUAAAGCAUAACUGUUGCUGGAUCUUCCUCAUCCAUUGUAAAUUUUUUGUAGAGGCUGUUGUAUGAACUAAAAAAAAAAAAAGGGUGAAAGCUGUCAAGCAAGGUGUUUCUCAAGCAUUCGCUGUCAACCUGAACAUUCCCCUUUAGUAGUUAAUCAGAAUCCAAACUGAGUUCGACUGUACUUUUUGUUUGCUUACAAAAUAAAAUAAAGCUUAGCAAUGUUUAGCCUCA